This is a messenger RNA of Solanum tuberosum (potato), 2182 nucleotides long. RefSeq names its product plant UBX domain-containing protein 11. Gene Ontology annotation, molecular function: protein binding. The record is from RefSeq and is a predicted model, not a curated record. The coding region runs from base 210 to 1904 and encodes 564 amino acids. The transcript is spliced from 12 exons. Lineage: Eukaryota; Viridiplantae; Streptophyta; Magnoliopsida; Solanales; Solanaceae.
UCUUUACGUAUGAUUUGAACUCAGAGUGUUGAAUAUAUAAAAGGAUAAAUACUUUUAUUUUUUUACUGGUUUCCGGUAUGACCGUUUCCACACCACUGCGCUGAAAAAUAUUCAUUUUAGAGUUUUGGCAAUUCGAUAAACUCAAAAUUCCGAUUGAUCGAAGUGAGCAUCUCUCCGGCGCAAUCAAGCUGCUUGUGUCUGUUUGAACUAUGGAUUACUCUAUGGAGCAACUUUUAUCUCCUCUCGUGUUCAAUGGUUCUAUUGUAGAAGCCAUCACUGAAGCCAAGCAGCAGAAGAAGCUUUUUGUAGUUUUUGUUUCAGGUGGUAAUAUGGAAUCAAACCAAUCGGAAACAUCAACUUGGCUCGACCCAAGAGUUGCUGAUUCUAUAUCAAAGUACUGCAUUUUGUUGCACAUCCUAGAAGGAAGUACUGAUGCCAGAAACUUCUCAGAUUUGAUAAAUUUCCGGCCCAUUAAAUCUGCAGGCUUUGGAAGAGGAUGGGCCGGGAGUCUUGAGCCUGAUGGUUGUGGCUGUAUACAUCAAAGUUUUAAAAAAAUUAUAUACCCUUACAUGAGCUACAUAGAUCCACAGAAGGCUGUCCCUUGUAUUACAGUUAUUGGAUACAAUGGUGUUCAACUAUGGCAACAUGGGGGUUUUGUUUCUGCUGAUAAUCUUGCAUCUAGUCUUGAGAAGGCGUGGUUAAGUCUUCAUGUUCAGGAUACAACAGCUACUUUCUUGACUGCUGCACUUGCUUCAAAGAAAGAGCUUGUAUCUGGAGCUUCUUCUGUAACAUCUGAAGUAGGGAGUUCUUCAAGUGCUCAAGUUUCACCAGCUCAGGCGAUGACACAUAUACAAUCUCCAUUGGCUACACUGUCUAAAAACUCUCAGAUAGUAGAGGGAGAGGAUCGUGGACAUGCUGCUACGGAAAUAGAUUCCUCGCUAAUUGACAUGGCUUCUCAUGGAUCAGCAAAUGCCUUUGAAUCUAGAAUUGGUGACUUCAAUGAGUCUACCACUGUGAUCACAACAGCAGAAAAGCCACUUCAUCUUGUAGAAGUAGAUUCAACCAAGGGUAAAGAUGAAUGUUCAAUUUCAAAAGAGAAUCCUGGUUUGCGUGAUCAACAGUUGGACCCUAAUGAUGAAGCUCCUAGAGAGAUUGCAAAUAAAGCAGGGAAAGGUCACGAGAUAAAUAUAGUUGAAGAUGCAGCUGCUGAGAAGGCUGAUUUUUCAGAUGAUUCGUCAAAUACAUUUCACGAUGUUUAUUUAAACAUUAGAUUACCUGACGGUUCAAGUUUACAAGUGAAGUUUCUCGUUAUGGAUACUUUAAGGAUGGUCAAGCACUAUGUUGAUAAAAACCAAACGAGCAGCAUUGGUUAUUACGAUCUAGCAGUUCCUUAUCCUCGCAAGGUUUUUGGUGAUAAAGAUCUAGAUAGAACAUUGUCAGAUUUGGGUUUACACAAUAGGCAAGCACUGAUAAUCGUUCUUCGUAACGAAGUGGAUGUUACAUCAUUGCAUGGUCAAAACAAUCCGGCUGAGAGUAACCAUACAGCAAUUGGAGGCGAUGCAGGAUAUUUUGCUACGAUCAGAAAACUCUUUUCGUAUGUAAAUCCUUUAUCUUACCUUGGUGGAAGUUCUAACACAUCAAACACUGCUGAGGAUUCUCGAGAUAGCAUAUGGCAAUAUGGUCCAAACUCCACGCCUCAAAAUAAUCAGACCUUGGUAAGUAAGCAAUUCCAAACCCCCGUAACUUCCACAACUAAUAACAGAGGUAGAAAGCCAGCGUCAUCUAGCUUUGGGAGCAACAUCCACACUCUGAAACAUGAUGAAGAUGAAAAUCAGUUUGGUGAUAGAAACACAUUCUGGAAUGGUAAUUCUACUCAGUUUGGUGGAGAUGACAAUAGUAAAUAAGAUUCCAGUGCACUUUCUUGUAUAUUGAUGUGUCUAUAGUGUGCUACAGUUGGAUAUAUUCUUCCCGUUAAUCAUUGUAAUAAGUUUUGGAUUGAAGCCUGUUCCUUUUAUCUUUACAAUGAUUGGCUUAGCAUAAACUGGAGUCAAGUUUAGUAGCUCUAAACUUGGAGACGCAUUUUAUGGUUAGUGAAACUGUUGUAGAUGAUGUUUUGAGAACAAAUAAUCAUUAGCACUUGUACUUGAUCUUCUAAUAGAGUACUGAGACAAGUUUACCUUGA